CCCAUCGCGAAAUUCCUUCCUAACAUUUAGCACAUAUUCUCUACUCACCUCUCGAUAUCUUAACACCCCGUAAUCGGUUCUCUGAAUAAGGCUAAUUCAAUAUGGCUCCAGGCCCUGUUGUUGAAGAUGUUGAAGUGGACAUGACCCCGGAUUAUGAGGAAGACGAGGAGCAGAGACUUAUCAAUGAAGAGUACAAGACGUGGAAAAAAAACUCGCCAUUUCUUUAUGAUAUGAUCCUGAGCACCGCCCUCACAUGGCCAACCCUUACGGUUCAAUGGUUCCCCGAUGUCAAGGAGCCCGAGGGAAAGAACUGUCGUAUUCACCGAGUUCUCAUUGGAACCCAUACCUCUGAGGGCAAGCCGAAUCAUCUUCAGAUUGCCCAGGUCGAGAUACCCAAGUCGGUUCGUCCUAAUGCAAACGAGUACGAUGACGAACGGGGUGAAAUCGGCGGUUACGGCAAGUCUCCGUCUGCCGAUGCUACUACGGCUAUGAAAUGGAGUAUUGUUCAGAAGAUCGACCAUCCUGGCGAGGUCAACAAGGCUCGUUACUGCCCUCAGAAUCCCGAUCUGAUCGCAACGCUGGCUGUCGACGGCAGAAUCCUCAUCUUCGAUAGAACUAAGCACAGCUUCGAACCGAAUGGCAAGGUCAAUCCUCAAAUUAGCCUUGAAGGCCAUAAGCAAGAGGGAUUUGGGCUUAAUUGGAACCCUCAUUCCGAAGGCGCUUUAGCAUCAGGAAGCGAGGAUCAAACUGUUUGUCUUUGGGACCUCAAGUCACUGCAGAGUGGCAGCACGACACUUGGUCCUUCUCGUCGCUUCACUCACCAUACUAACAUCGUGAACGACGUUCAAUAUCACCCUAUAUCCAAAAAUUUCAUCGGCAGUGUCUCUGAUGAUUUAACUCUGCAAAUCCUGGACGUGAGACAACCAUCUAACACUCAAUCCUCUUUGGUUGCCAAAGAUGGUCAUAGCGACGCCAUUAACUCGUUAGCAUUUAACCCGUCAACCGAAGUUCUCGUGGCAACCGCUUCCGCUGAUAAGACCAUCGGGAUUUGGGAUCUUCGUAACGUAAAGGAAAAGGUUCACACUCUAGAAGGCCACCAAGAUGCGGUCACAUCCCUUUCUUGGCAUCCCCACGAGGCAGGCAUUCUUGGCAGUGCUAGUUAUGACCGACGUAUUAUCUUCUGGGAUCUUAGCAGGAUUGGCGAGGAACAGCAACCGGAUGACCAAGAAGAUGGCCCCCCUGAACUCCUGUUCAUGCACGGCGGCCACACUAAUCAUCUUGCCGAUUUUAGCUGGAAUCUAAACGACCCCUGGCUUGUGGCGAGUGCUGCCGAGGACAAUAUGCUCCAGAUUUGGAAAGUUGCAGAUUCUAUCGUUGGAAAAGAUGAAGCCGAUCUUCCACUUGAUGAACUUGGCAGGUGAACGAGGCAGGUGUGAUUGGGAGGCUACGAGUCGAACCUUGCUACUUAGAACCUGGCGAGUCUGCAGGGCCUAAUGAAUGUGAAAGAAGAGGCGCAUAUCUACACGACCGUUUAGAUCGUUGGUAAACUGGAGAACGUCAGUAGUAACUACUACUAUUCAUCACUCAUUUAACUAACUUUCCCAACAGCUUGGCUAUACGGCUGGGUUUAAACCGACGAAGGAUUUCAGGGGAGCGAACGUUAUGAAACUUUUUUUUUUUUAAUAAUUAUAUUAAACCAGUCAAUCGAGUGCUUCUGUUCGGUUGCACAAGUCGGACAAUUAGUUGUUUUUUACAUCGGUGCAUACGGAUUAUGAUCGUUACUAGGCGCUCAAUAAUCCAAUCAGACAGAAUACCUAUCAAAUAACCGCGCCGAAUGAUCUACAUAGUACCUACAUAAGGUAGGAGGUACCUAGUGGCUCACGUAGGUAUGUUUUAGCUAGACAAUUACCUAGGUAGACUUUGGCUUUACACAUACAUACCUACCUAACCUUAGGUACCUAAGGCACCUAAUCUAAUAAGGUUACCUGCG
Molecule: messenger RNA, 1990 nt
Organism: Daldinia caldariorum
Lineage: Eukaryota; Fungi; Ascomycota; Sordariomycetes; Xylariales; Hypoxylaceae
Product: WD40 repeat-like protein
Exons: 6
Coding region: 102-1421 (439 amino acids)
Biological process (GO): regulation of gene expression
Cellular component (GO): cytoplasm; nucleus; Rpd3L-Expanded complex
Molecular function (GO): histone binding
Source: RefSeq, a predicted model, not a curated record